UUAUGAGUUCGCUUUUUGUCAAAUGUAUGACAUGCAAUUUAAAACCUGCCACUAUCAAGUGUUCAGAUUGUCAACCUGGAUAAAUCUGUCGUAUAUGCUAUGCAUGCGAUACACAAGUCCACAACAAAAGAGGUCCAAUGGAAAGUCAACACAAAAAAGAAAUCAUACCGUAUCAAGGUAUCCAAUAAUACACCAUAAAAUAGAGAUGUAUCUAAAGGGUUAAUCAAGUAUUCGAGAUCAAUAAACAUAAGUAAAAUUCAAUACAAAAUUUUAAUUUGUAGAGCAAACCUGAAUUAAAACAGAAAUAAUCACAGCUACAAUACUAAUAACCAUAAAUUUCAAACUCAACUCAAUAAUUUACAACUUCUCAAAAAGCAGGAAGAACUGAUGUGGAAACCAAGAAUUUACAAUAAAAUAAACCAUUUUCUGCUUAAAACAAAGAUGUGUCUAAAUUGGAAUAAUAAAAUAAAUUUGAAAUAGUCUAAUAGCAAACUAAAAUAAAAAAUAAUUAUGUUGGAAAAUAAGAAAAUUAAGAAAUCAUUCCUGUAAUUAAUAUCUUGAGUCUAUAGGAUUCAUCUAAGGAGUUGGUCGAAUAAAUUAAAAAGGAAAAGGGGGUUAAUCAAAAAUUGAAGAGCGAUUUGCAGUAAACCAAAGAUUAGCUGUAAAACAUAAAUAAAGAAGUAGAGAAAAGAAUGUAUUUACUUUGAAUUAUAAUCGAUUAUUAGACAAUAAAAUCAAAAAGAUUUGGAAAAAAAGAUCAGUGAUCUAAAGAAAGAGUACGCUGAAGAUAAGAGGAAAACUGAAUAAUUGUCAGAGGAUGUAUAGUUUCAACUUAUUUUCACAAGGUUAAAAAAUUAAAAGAACAGUUAAAAAGUACAGAUUAAUAGGCAACUAAGAAAUUAGAUUAGCAAAAGAAAUAGUAUGAACAACAACUGAAGCAAUUAGAAUAGGUAGCAUAAGAAAAGUAGGAUUAAAUUGAAGAAAUAGCAUAAGAAUUCUAAAAUUAUAACUUUGAAGACAUUCAAGCCAAAAUGGAAGAAAUGGGCAAUGAUAUUAAUUAGAGAGAUCAAUUAAUACAGGACAUGUAGCAUUAAUUGCAGGAGAAAUACUAAGGAGACAAAUAAAAUGAUGGAUAGAUAGCAGAAAACGAAGAAUUAAAGGUGUAACUGGAAUAAAAAAGUCAAGAAAUAGAGAAACUUGAAGAAUUAAUAGACAAUUUUAAAUAGUUAUAUUAACACAUGUUAGAUGAAAAACAAGUUUUGGUGGAUGAAAACGAAAAGUUAGUGAGUGAGAAUAAUCAAUUCAGAGAAUUAUUUAGUGUAAAUCUCAUUAUUAUUUAGUAAAACUUGCAUCUCUUUGGAAUUGAUCCAAACGAUUUGGAGGGCGGGGAUGAAGAUGAGACUGGAGCAGAGGCUGAGGCAGAGGAUUAUCGUUAACAUGAAGAAGAUGAGGGUUGAGGGGAGUAAUU
This is a messenger RNA of Paramecium octaurelia, 1468 nucleotides long. The record is from the annotation of a GenBank genome assembly. NCBI's taxonomy places the organism in Eukaryota, Ciliophora, Oligohymenophorea, Peniculida, Parameciidae.